Messenger RNA from Laetiporus sulphureus 93-53, 1719 nucleotides. RefSeq lists its product as uncharacterized. The record is from RefSeq and is a predicted model, not a curated record. The transcript has 2 exons. Bases 1 to 1719 code for a protein of 572 amino acids. Lineage: Eukaryota; Fungi; Basidiomycota; Agaricomycetes; Polyporales; Laetiporaceae.
AUGCACCGCAGUGACUACGAGAGCACAGACAUUGAGGACGACGAGCGCUGCCGACGGGAUUGCGCUGCUGGCAAACAGCACGAGGAUGAUGAAGCGCUCAGAGUCGAACACUCUUCUUGUUUCCUGUCACUUCCCUCCACCCCGACUCUCGUCCUCCUCCUGCCUUCUCACCAUACUCUUUCCCCGCCGACCAUGUCUCCUUCGUGCAAGCAUUCCUUGGCCUUCGCGCACCGACGCGUGAAGGAGAGACUUCGUGCCGUAGUAGAUCGUCUCCACAUCAAGAGGCACUCUGUCACCCAUAAUCCACGACCCAACUGCUCUAACCGCUUCAUUCCUUCAGAGAUAUGGGCCAUCAUCAUCAAGCAUGCAUGUCUGAGUGACCACGACCCACUCGACACCUCGCAGGAACUCUCCUUUCUCGAGUCGUCCCACGCUCAGCUCGCCACCUACCGCGCCGUCAUGCGCAUCAAGCUCGCGCUUUUAAUGGUCUGCCGUGAGUGGAACGCGCUCGCCCGGCCCUUUCUCUACGAGUUCAUCUGGAUUAGCCGCGCCACACAGGCGCAACUCCUCGUGCGCACGCUCGUUACCGAGUCGUUCCAGUACCCCUACUCUUGCACCAGUGGCCAGUACCUCCGCCGCCUGCACAUCGAGACGCUCUCUCUCGAACGCUGCUCUCCAGCCGAUCUCCGCACCAUCCUCGAGUUCGCGCCCCACCUAUCUAUCUUCUCCGAUCACCAUUCCGUCCGCCGGAGUCUCCUGGAAAACCCCUCAGACCCACGAUGUAGCCCAGAGGAGAUCUUGAGGCUGGUUGCACAUCCAAAGAUCCGACGCCUAAGCUGGACCUGCUACGACGACCGCCCCUUCCAGCUGCGAAUGCACCCACUUGAGUGCAACCUCGCGACGCGACUCGAGUAUCUCGAGCUCUCGUGCUAUUCACCGCACUUCCGCAUCAUCCUCGCCGAGUCGCUGUCACAGCCCAAUGGAGAGAAGAUCGACAUGGACGUCUCGCUCCCGUCGUUACGCGCUCUCAAAGUGUCACUCGACAAUAACACGUUCGCUGCACUCGCCUCAUGGGAGAUGCCGAGACUCAUGAACCUUUCCGUCGUUUCCUCCGACUUCAGCUACACCGGGCUUGGUUUCGCACAGUUCUUCCAGGCGCACGGAAGCAAGCUCAGCCAGCUCGAGCUCGGACACUCGUCUGCGAUCAUCGAGGAGCACUACCUCACCACGCCACAUCACGUGCUUCAGUUACAGCAGAACGCGCACGCGUUGCGCCCGAUCCCGCUAGCGGAUUGGUGCCCGAAUCUCCGCGAGUUCAUAUGCUCCGCUGACGCCGAGUGGCACUGGCAGUCGCCUGACUGGAUCGCGCCACAUAUCCUCCUCCCUGCGCACCCACGUAUCGAGCUCAUUGGCAUCCGCGACAUCGACACACGUCUCCUCGAAGACGCACCGGUGCACGCGGGCGACACGCCGUACUUCCCACUCUUCGAGCAACUCUCGUCCCUGCUGCACCGCGACGCGUUCCCGAGUCUCCUUUACGUGCGCGAUAUGAGCGCAGAGAGCCAUCGCAUGCGAACAGACAGGCCUGAUCGCCGCGUGGUGCAGUUCUGGACACGUGUCGUCGAGCGGUGUCGUGAUCGCGAGGUGUACCUCGAGGACUACAGCGGCGUCAAUAUCACCUUGCGAAAUCUUCAGCAGGCCGUUAAGGCUUGCUGUUAG